UUUCUUCCCAGCUAGCAACCAAGCCCUCAGUCUCAGUCAGCCCGACGAGAAAGAGUUUCCUCAUUCAUUCGUUCAUUCCUCGCCACGGCGCCAAGCACGAUCACACCAGUCGACAGCUCUCCGGCGAGACUAUCAUUCUCGAUAAUUUUCCAAAUCUUACUCGGCGUCACCAGUUCACAACUCGGCAAUUGGCGUUCAUCCCGAACCAGCGACCGACAUCACUGAUGAAGCAUCCAUCGAAGGAGGCUUCGUAAUGAUGGCGGAUGCGAAGGCCGAGUCGGCGGCCGCGAAUCACGACUGUAGCAGGAGCAGCGGAGUGGAAGUAGUUAACCUUACCGAGAAUGGCAACAACAAGGGGGAGGAAGGGGAUACGAAGAAGACGGCGGUGGGAGGAGGAGUAGAUCCGGAGUUCUUCUGCUGCUUGCUUCAGCCUGCCAAUGCCGAUUCGGAUCCCGAUUACGUCGGCAUCCGGCGGCUCCUCCUCCAUCGCAAAGCGGAAUCUGGUUCCGUCCGACGUCUGGAUUGGAGAUGCAAUGGAAAAGGAUAUGUCUGUUACCGUAAUUACAUAAGAAGACCAAGAAAUUGGGAGAAGUCGCAAGUUUCAAGCCUCCAAAGCACACCAGAAAACAGCGGUCGAUGGUUUCCAUCUCCUAGUCCUCUCUCCCAACUAUAUAAUGUCGAAAGCCUUACUUCUAGCCGGGACGUAUCUAGUGUUAAUCCAUCUUCAGCCCGUAGGACAAGUGUCAGCUCAGGUGGAAGUGAUCUUGAUCACUCACGUGGGAGACGGCCUGAACCUGGUUAUUCUUUUGUGGGAAUGCAUUGCAUCUUUGAUCACAGCAAAGCUGCUGUGACAGUUCUGAAGUUCGGUAAGAGGAGUUCUGAUCUACUGGCAUAUGGGGCAUCUGAUGGUACAUUGACAGUCUGUAUGGUCUCCCAACCACCUUCAGUACUCAAACAACUGAAUGGACAUUCAAAAGAUGUCACAGACUUUGACUUCUCCUCCAACAAUCAGUACAUUGCAUCAUCAUCAAUGGAUAAAACUGUGAGAGUGUGGGAGUUAUCAAAAGGAACUUGCAUUAGAGUUAUCUAUGGAGUUUCCCCACAACUAUGUAUCCGUUUUCACCCUGUAAAUAACAACUUCCUUUCUGCUGGCAACGUCAACAGAGAAAUCACUGUAUUCAAUUUCAGCACAGGCAGGAUUAUUGCCAAAACAGUUCUCAACAAUGAGAUCACCUCGAUGGACCACGAUCAUACUGGUCAGCUCAUUUUCUGUGGAGAUCAACAGGGAUGUAUAUAUUCCAUGAGCAUGAACUCUCGUACCGGCGCCUUGUCUCGCUCUCAUCGGUAUCGAAGUAGCAGCAAGAGCAAGUCCCCAGUAACAACUGUGCAGUACCGAAGUUUCUCUCUGCUGGCACGUGGGCCCAUGCUGCUAACAUGCACUCAAGACGGGAACUUGUCCUUCUUCAGGGUGGCUUUGGAAAUAAAAGGUUACCUAACUCUUCACUGCUCACUGAAAUUGGCUCCACGAGUACACAGCAUGCGGGCGUCUUUCUGCCCUCUUCUCUCCCUUGAAAAAGGAGAAUAUAUAGUUGCUGGAAGUGAGGAUUCAAACGUCUAUUUCUAUGAUCUGACAAAGCCACAGAAUCCUUGUGUGAACAAACUACAGGGCCACCAGUUUCCAGUCAUUGGCGUCACUUGGAACUAUGGCGAAAACUUGCUGGCGUCGUCUGAUCUUCACGGAGUUGUCAUUGUGUGGAAAAGAGCUAAGACAGGCUAGAGGUACGAAUAGCGACGACAGAUCAGUCUCGAUUCUCGUUUCAGUUUCAACAGAGGGGGCAAACGAGAAACUACGCUCUACUGGUGGUGGAUAUGCUGUUGCUCAAUGGCCGUUCGCGAUAUAUGGAAGGAAAACGAUUCUCUUUGCAAGUGCUCAGUAUUAGUUGAGAUCCCCAUAUUGUAAAGCGCCUAUACCAUUCUCAAGAGGUCUUCCUGGUUUGGAUUGGUUUAAUUCGUUUGGUUCUACACACUUUCUUUUCAUAUAAGACGGAUACCAAAUAUCAAACAAUUUACUGCAGAAGUACAUACCAUGCACAAACUAUACUAACCACUCAUGGCCGGAAUGUUCGCCUGCUGGUUUUACGUGGUUAAAUCGGCCAUCUUAUAUUCUACCGAUUUAGCUAUAGUUGUACACAUAUCUGUUAAAACUAACGCUUGAUCAUAUCUUACAACCCAUCUUUGUGCGUAGAAAUCACUCUGCAUAGUUGUUCUUCCAGAAAUGAAUUCGCCGUGCGAAUUCCUUUUCACAGCUUCCAUUGUUGGCAGCAAAAAGCAAAGAUUGCAGAUAUUCGGACCCUUGGCUUCCAUACAUUAAGCUUCCAUCAUCAGUCAAGUCAGAAGUCACAAGUAGACACACCAAAACAGCAAUGAACAAACCCUAUAUAUGAUACAACAUGUCUAACAAGCUCGUGUUGAUAGUUGACACACGAACCAACCCACCCGUUGGUUCGUCCUCGACCUUCAAAC
This is a messenger RNA of Linum tenue, 2523 nucleotides long. Lineage: Eukaryota; Viridiplantae; Streptophyta; Magnoliopsida; Malpighiales; Linaceae. The record is from the annotation of a GenBank genome assembly.